AUGAUGGCCUCGAAGCUGGUUCAAUUGCAAGGCAAGGCUACUCGAGCUUCAAAGGUUGCGGCUGAGUAUGGGUCUUCCUAUUACAAGCAGCUUUUGGAGAAGAACAGGCAUUACAUUCAGGAGGCACCCACUGUUGAAAGAUGCAACCUUUUGUCCAAACAGUUGUUUUAUACCCGUCUUGCAAGUAUAUCAGGGCGCUAUGAAUCGUUGCGGAAGGAGGUUGAUUCUGUCAAACAACUGUGGAAGAACAGGCAGGAGCUGAGGGUGGAAGAUGCUGGGAUUGCUGUCCUGUUUGGCUUAGAAUCGUUUGCCUGGUUUUGUGGUGGUGAGAUUGUAGGUCGGGGAUUUAAAUUCACUGGUUACCAUGUCUAG
This is a messenger RNA of Prunus armeniaca (apricot), 372 nucleotides long. NCBI's taxonomy places the organism in Eukaryota, Viridiplantae, Streptophyta, Magnoliopsida, Rosales, Rosaceae. The record is from the annotation of a GenBank genome assembly.